AUGGCCACCGACAAUGACACCAAGCUCGCUGUAGCAGAGCUCGGCCCAACCCCCGCGCCGGAGGCCAUGAAACUCUGCACCGUCUGCGUAGCCACGGCCACCCACGACGCCAUGUCGCUGCCGUCACAGCAGGGGCAGUGGCUGCGCGCCGCCGUCCUCGGCGCAAGCGAUGGCCUCGUCUCCACCUCAGCGCUCAUGCUCGGCAUCGGCGCGGCGCGACCCGCCGACCCACGGGCGGCGCUCCUGUCGGGCGUGGCGGGCCUCGUCGCCGGCGCCUGCAGCAUGGCCAUCGGCGAGUACGUGUCGGUCCACGCGCAGCUGGACGUGGAGCUGGCCGGGCUCCAGCGGCUCGAGGAGGCGCGCGGGUACCCGGCGGACCGGGCCGGGCUGCCGAACCCGUGCCACGCGUCGGCGGCCUCGGCGCUGUCCUUCGCGGCCGGCGCGGCCAUCCCGCUGCUCGCGGCGUGGUUCGUGACAAGCUACGGGGUGCGGGUCGCCGUGGUCGUCGCGACGGCGACUCUGGCCUUGGCGGCGUUCGGCGCCCUCGGGGCGGUGCAGGGCCGCGCUCCAGGGGGGCGGGCUGGGCUGAGGGCCGCGCUGGGAGGAUUGGUGGCGAUGGCGGUCACCUACGGUCUCAUGAAACUGUUCCGGACUCGUUCAGAUUGAUAUAUGGCUUGAACUUCUUCUUUUUUGGCGGGUGAGGCUUGAACAAACUUGUUAUGGGUGUGUUUCUCUUCUUCUUUUUUGACG
Messenger RNA from Triticum urartu, 750 nucleotides. Its product is annotated as vacuolar iron transporter homolog 4-like. Lineage: Eukaryota; Viridiplantae; Streptophyta; Magnoliopsida; Poales; Poaceae. Gene Ontology annotation, molecular function: manganese ion transmembrane transporter activity. Gene Ontology annotation, biological process: intracellular manganese ion homeostasis. The record is from RefSeq and is a predicted model, not a curated record.